Messenger RNA from Acyrthosiphon pisum (pea aphid), 2134 nucleotides. Its product is annotated as charged multivesicular body protein 7. Gene Ontology annotation, cellular component: multivesicular body; ESCRT III complex; cytoplasmic side of plasma membrane. Gene Ontology annotation, biological process: late endosome to vacuole transport via multivesicular body sorting pathway; vesicle budding from membrane. Bases 258 to 1544 code for a protein of 428 amino acids. The transcript has 7 exons. The record is from RefSeq and is a predicted model, not a curated record. Lineage: Eukaryota; Metazoa; Arthropoda; Insecta; Hemiptera; Aphididae.
AACAACGUCCGUGGUUAUUAUCUACGGAAAAAAGGAAAACAUCAAUAUUAUCACGGACUAAGAUAUAGUAUGAUAUCAAACUUCUGGUUGUGUCGUUGCAGAAAAAUCUCAAAUCUGUAAGUCUGUUACUGACUAUUAUACUCUAUAGGCUAUAGCUGCUGUCCAGUGUUCUAGUCCUGUGCGGUGUGCAGUUUAUGGAUUCACGUCGGACGUGUUAAAUGUUAAUAGCCAUUUCAUAAUUAUCAACAGAAAAUAUUAUGUCUAAUCAAAAAUGGACCGAAGGUCUAUCCGAUGAACGGAUUACAGUAUUAAUGGCGCCAUUCAAAAAUCGGUCUGUAAACGAAGUGAAUUAUGACAACAAAAUGAAAUUCUGGAAAAAUACAAUUGUAUCUGAGUGUGACCGUAGGCACCGUUGUUCAUUUUCUGUAAACGAAUUGAAAACAUGGUUCUUGUUCAGGGGACGAUCGCCACUAUGUCUACUGAUAGUUGUCGAGGAUAUGUUUAGAGAAGGUAUCAUAAAAUCCCAAUCAAAUUUUGAACAAAUGACGUCUCAAAGCAACAGUAAUUGGUCCACUUGGGCAGUAAACACUUUAGUAAAAAGUCCAUUGUCAUGGUCUGUUGGUAGAAUUAAAGAAUCAAUUUUAUCUCCUACUCCUGCUAUUGACGAAAAAUCAGAAUAUGUAGUUUUACAUUUGGUUGAGAAUCAAGCUAAUGAACUAUUUAACAUUAUUUCUGUGAAUGAUCAAUCACAAAUCCUUUUCAUGGACGAUAUACAAAAAAGACUUAAUAAAAUGUGGAACGCUGAUGUGUCAAUGACUUCUACUGAACUUAUAGUACAUUCAUUGGAAAUUCGGAAUAAAGUUUUUGUAGAACGCGGUGAACAUCUAGUUACUAACAAAACAUUAGUUAAAAUUGCAAGUGGUGACAAAGAUGUUGAACCCAUUUCUGAAUUAGAAAAGAAUUUUUUUAAAUUAAAAGAAACCGAGAAAAUAUUAAUUGGUGAAAUUAGCAAUAUGGAUUUUGAAAAAGAAUCCUUAGUCAAAGAAGCUAAAAGUUAUAUAGCCAAAAAUAUGAAGCCUAUUGCACUAACGUACCUGCGAAAAAAAAAAGAAAUUGAAAAACGAAUAGAAAAACAGCUGAAAUCACUUGACAACGUGCAAGCCUUAAUUUCAAGAAUAGAAGAAUCUAAAUACAACGCCGAAGUAUUGCAAUCGUAUGCUCAUGGACUUGCAGCUUUAAAACUUUCAUCUAAAGAUUCUGGUCUCACAAUUGAUAAUGUUGAUGAAACAAUGGCAGAAUUAGCAGAAGUCAUAGAUGAACACAAAGAUAUGCAAUCAGCAAUGGGUAGUUUAGUCGAUGUUAAACAAAAGUAUAACGAACAAGAAUUAGAAGAUGAACUGGCUGACCUUUUGAGUAAGGAUGAACCAGCCGCAUCAAACACUGGAAAAUAUUUCAUUCCAGACCUACCAAGUGUACCAGACAACAGUUUGGAAGGCGAAGAAUUGGAUCUCGACCGUAGAUUCCAGUUGUUGAGAGAACAUUAAGUAAAUUAAUCAAGAAAAUAAACAAUUCUAAAUAAAUACAAUAUAUUAAUGUAUAUCAUAAUUUUAUAUAUUUACUUACAAUAUAAAUAAUUUUAGCCAAACUGCUAAUAAUUUACAAAUGUUAUUGUGGUAAUUUGCUAUUUUUUUUCAAGAAAAAAAAUACAUUGUUAAAAUAUACUCACAUUUUUAAAUGAUUAAAAAUUAAUUAAAAUAUUUAUCAUGACUUCCUGAUUUUCGUUUAAUUAAAAUCUAAGUAAAACGGUUAAGUUAAUGUAUUAAUUGUAUUAUUAUAUUCUAAGAACACAUGUCAAUACAAUCGUACAUUUUUGUCAACUAGUACUACCUAAUCAUAACUUUGUUAAAUUAUUUAAGCCAUUAAUAUAUUUCAAACAAUUGACCUCCAAAUCAACAGUCCGUUGUGUUUCAUAACUAGAUCAAUCUAAAUUUGCUAGAACUAGAAUUAUGAUAAUUUUAAUUGAAAGCGUUUUAAAACCAGGAACUCUCCAAGUCUGCACUUAAUAUCUACUUGAAGGUAUUAGUGAGGUGUUACUGGCUCUUUUUUCUAAAUAAAUAGAGCUUGUAUAUUUUAA